GUGGGUUAUGACAGUCUUCUGGCGCAAUGCCUCAGCGAUGACAACCAGCUGGCCCGUUCAGAAUUUUCACUCGAUGACUCCCUCUUCAUGGCCUGUGCCCUGCUCUAUCGUGGGAAUGCCUCUGCUGCCACAGUGAACACCUCAGUUGAUGAUGCCAGGCGACAGGGGAAGUUGAACUUUGCUGACUGGUCACCUUGCGGUUACAAGGUAAGCCUCAAAUGCCCUUCCUGA
Messenger RNA from Dibothriocephalus latus, 231 nucleotides. Lineage: Eukaryota; Metazoa; Platyhelminthes; Cestoda; Diphyllobothriidea; Diphyllobothriidae. The record is from the annotation of a GenBank genome assembly.